AUGACGACAGCGGGGUGGUGCAGCAUCUUCAUGCCCAUGGAUCCUCCCUUCCAGCAAGCCGCCUCACAAUCCAGCACUGCCGGCAGCUUCCCCCGGCUUGAAGUAUUAGACCCCGCGACGCCGCAUACCUUCAGCACUCCGUCCAAGCAGAUCAACGAUGGGCCAGACGUUGCGCGUUUCCUCACCUCCAAGGCAUACCGAGACAUCGGUACGUUCGUCCUGCAGCUAAAUCGUGCGCUGUGCCCUCGGAAAAGCGACGGCGGGCCGUCCAAGACUUUCCCUCUGGGUGUAAAACGCUCAGAAUCAGAAUCCAUCCGCAAACUGCAGCUGCUAUUAGAGAAGGCUGGGAGCUUCAUCGAGGAGGCGCCGCCAGACCCUGGCCCGAGGAGAUUCGGCAAUGUCAGCUUUCGGACGUGGCAUAAGCUACUAGAGGAGCGCGCGACGAGUCUGUUGAAGGAGUAUCUGCCGAGUGAAAUCCUCCAGUUUCCCGCGACUUCUCGGGAGACAUCUAGUGAUGACGAGGCGUCUUCAAGUGAAGGAGCGAUCGACGAACUGAAGUCUUACUUCCUGGGAAGCUUCGGUAGCUCUCAGAGGUUAGAUUAUGGGACUGGCCACGAGCUGAGCUUUCUGGCUUUCUUGGGGUGUCUUUGGAAGCUCGGUGCUUUCAAAAAUGAAGCCCAAGACGGGGAGAUCGAGCGAAGUAUAGUGCUCGAAGUCUUUGAACCCUAUCUCAAAGUCGUUCGUCGGCUAAUCCUGACGUACACUCUAGAGCCAGCAGGUUCUCAUGGAGUUUGGGGGCUUGACGAUCACUCGUUCAUGCCGUAUAUCUUUGGCUCCGCUCAAUUAACACGGCCCAUUACUGAAAGCGAAGUUAUGCCGCUUGAGGGAUCAGUAGAGCGAGCUCCUAGACCUAGCGAUGUCACGAAACCGGCCUCGGUUGAGAGGUUGCGGGAAGUCAACAUGUACUUCUCCGCCAUAGGGUUCAUCAACGAUGUCAAAAAGGGACCGUUCUGGGAGCACUCCCCUAUUCUCUUUGAUAUCUCAGGUAUCAAAGAUGGAUGGGGCAAGAUUAACAAGGGCAUGAUCAAGAUGUUCAACGCCGAGGUCCUCUCCAAGUUCCCCGUCGUGCAGCACUUCCCAUUCGGCUCGCUGUUCAGCUGGGAGCAAGACCCGAACGCCGCCACUCCACAACAAACCAUCCACAUGGCGAACCAGCCAACCACCAUGCCCGGUCCAGCUGCUGGCGCAGGGACCGCAGCACCAUGGUCGCAAGCUACUCAGAUGCCAGGUCCUGCCGGCCCUGGAGUGCCUUACUCAAGAGCGCCGUGGGCUUCGUCCGGCACGGGGAGCAAUGCGCCAUCAAUGACGGCGCGGCCCCCGCCUCCUACCCAGCCGGCGGGUCUGCCGGGGACGGCCGGCGCGCAGAUCACAAUGACACGGGCGCCGUGGGCAAGGGGUGAGCCGGGGAGUGGUUGA
Messenger RNA from Phaeoacremonium minimum UCRPA7, 1476 nucleotides. Its product is annotated as putative serine threonine-protein phosphatase 2a activator 1 protein. Gene Ontology annotation, cellular component: cytoplasm; protein phosphatase type 2A complex; nucleus. The coding region runs from base 1 to 1476 and encodes 491 amino acids. NCBI's taxonomy places the organism in Eukaryota, Fungi, Ascomycota, Sordariomycetes, Togniniales, Togniniaceae. The transcript has 4 exons. Gene Ontology annotation, biological process: mitotic spindle organization. Gene Ontology annotation, molecular function: peptidyl-prolyl cis-trans isomerase activity; protein tyrosine phosphatase activator activity. The record is from RefSeq and is a predicted model, not a curated record.